Molecule: messenger RNA, 1014 nt
Organism: Miscanthus lutarioriparius
Lineage: Eukaryota; Viridiplantae; Streptophyta; Magnoliopsida; Poales; Poaceae
Source: the annotation of a GenBank genome assembly
AUGGUUGAGAAUGCCAUCAAAGAAGUGUACACAGCUCUUCUCCCCAAAAUUAUGACUAUUGCCGACCUAGGAUGCUCUGCAGGACCAAACACAUUGCUCUUCAUUUCUAGUAUUAUAAGCAUCAUUGUUGAACAAUGUAAAUCUGGUGGAGAUGCUUCUGUGGAACUUCAAUUCUUCUUGAAUGACCUUCCCGGCAACGACUUUAACGAACUAUUUCGGUCAAUUGAGAAGUUCAAAAGGCCAAAUACAACGGGUGAAAUGGCACAUCUACCACCUUUGUACUAUAUUAUGGGGUUACCAGAAUCCUAUUACAACAGGCUUUUUCCUCGUGAAAGUGUCCAUCUAUUUCACUCUUCAUACUGUCUUCAUUGGCGCUCCCAGGAACCUGAGGGACUAGAGGCGUGGAGAAAAACUUAUCUAAAUGAAGACAACAUUUACAUUACAAAGACCACAACACCUUUUGUGGUGAAACAAUUCCAAAAGCAGUUCCAUAAGGACUUCUCCCUCUUCCUGAAGUUGCGCCAUGAAGAACUUGUGCAUGGAGGGCAAAUGGUCCUUAUAUUUCUUGGGAGGAAGAAUGAGGAUGUAUACAGUGGUGAUCUCAAUCAACUUUUUGGAUUGGUUGCAAGAUCGUUACAGUCUCUUGUUUUGAAGGGCCUUGUGGACAAGGAAAAGCUACAAUCUUUCAAUCUACCAGUCUACGGGCCGUCAGUUGGAGAAGUGAAAGAACUUGUCAUGCAAAGCCAUUUAUUCAACAUGGAUCUAAUCAAACAAUUUGAGAUGAACUGGGAUCCUUUCGAUGAUUCAGAAAGUGAUGACGUUGAGGAUACUGCCCGCAGUAGCAUGAAUAUUGCUAAGUUCACGAGACCGGCACUAAAGUCUUUAAUUGUUCGCCAUUUCGGAGAAACCAUAAUUGACGCAUGGUUUACUGAGUUCAUGAGCCUUGUUGCUGAGCACCUUGAAAAGGAGAAGACCAAGUUCACCACCAUCGUCAUGUCAUUGAAGAAAGAAUAA